AUGGGAUUGCUGUUGAGCCUGUCCAUUGUCAACUGCUUCCACGGGGCCUAUUGCAUCUCUGGGCCGCCUGUCUGGAACAUUCCGAUCAUCGUGGCGUGCGGCCUGGUGACUCACUGGAGUCGCAUGGCGAUCCUGGAGCAGGGGAUCGACUCCCCUCUCUCCCUGUGGCACUUCGAAACUGUCUACAUGUUGUACAGGACCCGAGACAGCCAAACGGCCAUUACCGCCUGGCAAUACCUCCUGGGCGCCGCGGGAGGAUAUUUGGUGUCCCUCUGCAAUGCCGGAUACUGCAACCGACGGUGGAGGGACGCCGCUGACACGUGGACUUUCGUGUUCGGCUUCCUGUACGUGCAGUCCCACGCCUCCAGGGGGCUGAUAAAAAUGUACAAGAUCGGGGCGCCAAAGGUGCUGCUGCGGGCUUACGAGCAGCUCCUGCGCGCGUACUGCCUGGCGCACCCGGAGCGCGGUCAGGACGCUGUGGACGCUGUCAAUCAGCAUGUGGCCGGAAACUGGGAGGUCGUCAUGGAAAGCGACGGGCACAUGGUGGGAUCGCAGGUGCAGUGGAGUCUCGUAGACGCGGGCGGCGAAAGGGCGCUGCUGCGGCGCCAAUUUGUGUCGAACGUUGGCGCCCGACGGCACAACAUAGCAAGGUGCAUCCUGAGGCCAUUCUACCUCAUCUACCUCAACAAGCUGUGGCCCAUCCUGAGCACCGCCAGCAUGGCCAAACCCUACAACCUGCGCCUGUCGAGUUUCCCCACCGCUGCCGCAUCUCGCUCCGGGCACGGGGGCGCCAGCGGCUCGCAGCGGACAGCCGCCUCGUGGCGCAGGGCGCUGCCGGAGCCCCUGGCGCUGCUGCUGAUGGUCAGGGCGCCCAGCGACGCCAUGGAGGCGCUGGAGGGCGCCAUGAGGGGCACCGCGCCGCUGAUGCCGCUGCUGGUCAGGCGCUGCCUGCCCAAGGUACCCGGAGCGAUGUCCCUGGCACGGGAGCACGCCUCCUGCGAAUUCGACGAGCCACAGGUCGGACAGCCACCCCAUGGGGCGAGGGAUCCUCAUGGAUACCUGGAUACAUGA
Ostreobium quekettii is the source of this 1071-nucleotide messenger RNA. NCBI's taxonomy places the organism in Eukaryota, Viridiplantae, Chlorophyta, Ulvophyceae, Bryopsidales, Ostreobiaceae. The record is from the annotation of a GenBank genome assembly.